AUGCUCAAGCGCGCCAUCGGUGGUCUCACCAACAGCGACCACAAGAAGGACAAGGACUCGACCGUGUCCGCGCCCGCCGCCACCGCCGCGACCACGACGGCCAACGGCGACUCGUCGGUCCCUUCGAGCGGCCAGCAGACACCCGCCAGCGCCAUCCAGCCCAGCUCGACGACCACCUCCCAGGUCUCGGUCCGCUCCGACACGGCCGCCGCCGCCGGCGGUGGCGAAAACCACGGAUACAGCCGCCAAAAGACCAAGGACGGCGCGGGCCGCGACAAGAGCUUCCGCCUCUCGUCGAUCCUCUCGAACCCAAUCAGCCGCAGCGGCUCAAAGACACGCCGCACCGCCUCGGGCACCUCGAGCCUCGACGAGCCCAGGCCCAGCGCGGUGCGCAAGCAGCAGAAGCAGGAGGAAAAGGAGAAGCGCGCCAUCGAGCGCGAAAAGUACCUCGGCGGCAUCGCCUUCCGCCGCCAGGAGUCGGACCUGCGCGCCGCGCGCAUCGAGACGCCCGAGCAGCGCGCCCGCUACGGCAACUCGUACCCGGAAGAGUGGGACCAGCACUACGACCAGUGGGCCGACAUUGCGUCCAUCUCCGACGACCACCAGAUCGGCGACGUCGUCACCCUCCGCGCGCGCAUCCACACCAUCCGCGAUGUGAGCUCGCACCUCGUCUUCAUCGUGCUGCGCCAGCAGAUCGGCACGCUCCAGGCCGUGCUGGCCGAGGACCAGGACAACGUCACCGGCCACUUUGUCCGCUGGGCCAAGCGGCUGCCCCUCGAGUCGAUUGUCCUGGUGCGCGGCAAGCUGCAGCAGCCCCGCGAGCCCAUCACCGGCGCCUCGGUCCACCAGGCCGAGAUCAAGGUGCAGGAGCUCUAUCUCGUCGCCGAGAAUAAGGAGGCGCUGCCGUUCAACGUCUACGACGCCGACCUGGUCAUCAAGAGCCGCGAGGACGACGACGACGACGCCGGCGACGAGAGGAGCGACGACGCCAGCGCCAGCGCCAGCGCCACCGGCACGGGCACCGGCGCCGACUCGAGCGAGGCCGACGAGCACCAGCACAUCGAGGCGCGCGGCAACGACGCGCCCGUCAUCACCCAGCGCGUCCGCCUGUCGAACCGCAUCAUUGACCUGCGCACCCCCACCGCCCAGGCCAUCUUCCGCGUCAACGCCGCCAUCUGCAGCAACUUCCGCUCGUUCCUCGACCGCCACGGCUUCCUCGAGAUCCACACGCCCAAGCUCCAGGGCGGCGCGUCCGAGUCCGGCUCGAGCGUCUUCACCCUCGACUAUUUCGGCCGUCCGGCCUUCCUCGCCCAGAGCCCGCAGCUGUACAAGCAGCAGGCCAUCGCCGCCGACUUUAAGCGCGUCUACGAGAUCGGGCCCGUCUUCCGCGCCGAAAACUCCAACACGGCGCGCCACCUGACCGAGUACACGGGCCUCGACAUCGAGAUGGAGAUUGUCCACUACUACGACGCGCUCAAGCUCAUCGACCAGAUGCUCAAGUCGAUCUUCCGCGCGCUGCGCGACGACUUCAAGACGGAGCGCGAGCUCAUCAAGCGCCACUUUCCGCACGAGGACCUCGUCUACCCGGACCAGACGCUCAUCCUGCCGUUUGCCGAGGGCGUCCGGAUCCUCGUCGAGUCGGGCUACGUCGAGGAGGACGGCAGCAUCCCAAAGGAGGACGAGGACCUGCACACGCGCGCCGAGAUCCGGCUGGGCGAGCUGAUCAAGCAAAAGUUCAACACCGACUACUACAUCCUCGACAAGUUCCCGUCGUCGGUGCGGCCGUUUUACGCCAUGCAGGACCCGUCGAAGCCCGAGGUGACCAACUCGUUCGACAUCUUUAUCCGCGGCCAGGAGAUCUGCACGGGCGGCCAGCGUAUCCACCGGAUCGACGAGCUGGAAAAGAAGAUGCACCGGCUCCAGGUGAGCGGCAAGGGGAUGGAGGACUACCUCGAGGGCUUCAAGCUGGGCGCACCGCCGCACGCCGGGUGCGGCAUCGGCCUGGAGCGGCUGGUGAUGCUCUACCUCAACCUCGGCGACGUCCGCCUCGGCACGCUCUUCUACCGCGACCCAAAGAGCCUGCCGCUGGCGAAAAAGACGUCGGAGCUGCGCCACCCCGAGGCGAGCACCAACCCGCCGCCGUGGAAGAACCUGCGCCUCGCCCACGACGCCGACGCCGAGAGCGAGGUGCGCGACCUGCAGCCGCUCGAGAAGCUCAUCGCAAACUACGGCGACUCGUCCAACACGGCGUGGCUCGACCCGCGCUACACGAUCUGGCGCCACGCCGACACGGGCGCGGCGGUGGGCUACGCGCCGUGGAAGGGCUACGCCAUGAUCAUUGGCGACCCGCUGUGCGAAAAGUCGCAGCGGGCGCAGGUGGUCAACGCCUACCUCCACUUCCUCAAAAAGGAGGCCAAGCUCAAGCCGAUCUGGAUGAUGCUCGACGACGACAUGGAGGAGAUCCUCGGCGGGCGGCUCAACUGGAGCACGCUGUCGGUGGCGGCCGAGGAGCGCAUCUACGACCCGGCCAAGAACCCGGCCAAGCACGACCAGGAGGUGGCGCGCAAGGUGCGGCACGCCAAAAAGGAGGGCGUCAAGGUGCAGGACUACGGCCUGCUCGAGACGGUGCCCGCCGACGUCGUCCGGGAGGUCGACGCGCGCAUCGAGGACUGGAAGGCCAACCGCAAGGGCGAGCAGGUGCACAUGACGAGCGUGCACCCGUGGGACGACAUGGAGCACCGCGUCUACUACAUUGCGCGCGACCGCGAAAACGUCGUGUGCGCCAUGGUGGUGCUGCACCAGCUGUCGCCCGAGAACGGCUACCACAUCAAGUGGGCGCUCGACUUCCCCGGGGCGCCCGGCGGCGCCAUUGAGCACAUCAUCCUCCACGCCAUGGAUGCCAACCCGAGCACCAACCUCACGUUUGGCGCGUCGGCGGUGGCCACGUUUGAGGCCAAGCACGGCCUCAACGGCGUGGCGGUCAAGUUCCUCAAGAAGACGUACGCCGCCAUCGCCGAGCACAACCGGCUGGCCAACAAGGGCGAGUUCCGCCAGAAGCUGGGCGCCGUCGAGGAGCGCCUCUACAUUGGAUACCCGCGGCACGGCCUCUCGCCCUCGGGCAUCAAGGCCAUUGUCGACUUUUUCAAGCAGUAG
Messenger RNA from Pseudozyma flocculosa PF-1, 3153 nucleotides. RefSeq lists its product as uncharacterized. Gene Ontology annotation, molecular function: RNA binding; aspartate-tRNA ligase activity; ATP binding. Gene Ontology annotation, cellular component: cytosol; aminoacyl-tRNA synthetase multienzyme complex; cytoplasm. The coding region runs from base 1 to 3153 and encodes 1050 amino acids. Lineage: Eukaryota; Fungi; Basidiomycota; Ustilaginomycetes; Ustilaginales; Ustilaginaceae. Gene Ontology annotation, biological process: aspartyl-tRNA aminoacylation. The record is from RefSeq and is a predicted model, not a curated record. The transcript has a single exon.